Molecule: messenger RNA, 1650 nt
Organism: Lasiodiplodia theobromae
Lineage: Eukaryota; Fungi; Ascomycota; Dothideomycetes; Botryosphaeriales; Botryosphaeriaceae
Product: FAD binding domain containing protein
Exons: 4
Coding region: 1-1650 (549 amino acids)
Molecular function (GO): FAD binding
Source: RefSeq, a predicted model, not a curated record
AUGCGAUUCCUCUUGCUUUUGGCGCUGGCUAUUGCCGCACUUCUCGUCCUCUGUGCCCGCUGCGACUCCGACCGCCAUGUCCGGGAGGCGCUCGCGUCACUGCUGGGCGCUCCGCUCGAUCAGCUUCCAGAAGCUCAGCUGGUUGCCGCCCUGGAUGCUGGCUCGACUGAAGGCCAUGCUUGCUCCUACGCUUGUUAUUCUCUCUCUCAACGCUACGGCGUUCAAGUAGCGCAGAGCGGUAGUGAAAGCUACAGCUGCUUCAAGGAUCAGUUCUGGUCCGUCCAACAGGCCAGCCAGCGCCCUUCUUGCAUCUUCCAGCCCGAGUCAGCAAACGAAGUGUCCGUGGCUGUCCAGAUGUCUCGUCUGUUGGAAUGCCCAUUUGCUGUCAAGAGUGGCGGUCAUGCUGCCUUUGCAAAUGCCUCAAACAUCCAGGGAGGCAUCACGAUUGACAUGAAACUCAUGAACCACGUCGAUCUCUCACCAAACAGAGAAUUGGCCUCACUUGGACCAGGGAACAAAUGGUUCGAUGUCUACAACGUACUCGAGCCAGAGGGCCUCACAGUUGUCGGAGGACGAGUCUCCGCUAUUGGCGUUGGCGGCUUGACUCUUGGAGGCGGCAUAUCCUUCUUCUCCGGGCUUUACGGCUGGGCGUGUGACAACGUCGUCAACUAUGAGGUUGUUAUCGCAAAUGGCUCUAUCAUCAACGUCAACCAUGACAUGGAGCCGGACCUUUUCUGGGCUCUGAGGGGCGGUGGCAAUAACUUCGGCAUUGUCACCAACUUCACAGUGGCAACUUUCCCCCAGGGUCUCAUGUGGGGUGGCGGACGACUCCACCGACUGGAACAACGAGACAAGAUCAUCCAGGCCUUCACAGAUUUCGGAUCCAAUGCUGUGCAGGAUCCCAAGGCUGCCAUGAUACUGUCUUUUGCCUACUCCUUCGGGUCGUACCUGGCACAAAUUGACAUGCAAUACGCCGAACCUGUCCAGGAUCCGCCAAUUUUCGAGAAUUUCAGUUCGAGGGCCAUGCCAGAUCCAAUCUUUGAUACCACCAUGGUUCGCACGUUGUCCAAUCUUACGCAGUUGUUCAACGAAUCCAACCCCAAUGGUUUGCGGGAGACAUACUGGACCGCGACAUACAGGAAUAGCCCAGAGCUGGUUUCGUUCAUAUUGGAUACUUAUAUUGAGGAGAUUGAUCCUAUCCGCAACUGCUCUGGCAUCCUGCCUGCAUGCACGCUGCAGUUCAUUACGCCGCCAAUGUUCAAGCAUAUGAGAGAACGCAGUGGUAAUGCGUUGGGCCUGGAUGACGAAGAUGAGCCGCUCCUAUUGCUGAACCUCAACACCAUGUGGCACAACGAACUGGAUGACGAUGCCGUCUUGGGUGCCGCCGACAAUAUCGUCCGUAAGGUGAAUGAGAAAGCCAAAAGCAUGGGACUCGACCACGAGUACGUGUACAUGAACUACGCCAGCCAGUACCAGGAUCCAAUUGCGGGCUACGGCCAGGAAAACAAGGACCGGCUCUUGGCCAUCGCGGAGAAGUACGAUCCCGAAAGGGUGUUCCAAAAGCUCCAGCCCGGGUAUUUCAAGCUUGCCGCUGCACCCAGUACCCCUUGCGUUGGUUCGAUAACGUGCUACGGCAGGAAUUCGUGGUAG